Linderina pennispora is the source of this 876-nucleotide messenger RNA. RefSeq names its product FtsJ-domain-containing protein. The transcript has 2 exons. Gene Ontology annotation, cellular component: cytoplasm. Gene Ontology annotation, biological process: cytoplasmic translation; tRNA methylation. The coding region runs from base 1 to 876 and encodes 291 amino acids. Gene Ontology annotation, molecular function: tRNA methyltransferase activity. The record is from RefSeq and is a predicted model, not a curated record. NCBI's taxonomy places the organism in Eukaryota, Fungi, Kickxellomycota, Kickxellomycetes, Kickxellales, Kickxellaceae.
AUGGGCAAAUCGUCAAAGGACAAGCGUGACGUUUACUACCGGCUGGCAAAGGAGCAGGGCUGGAGAGCGCGCAGCGCGUUCAAGCUGCUGCAAGUGGAUGAAGAGUUCAACAUAUUCGACGGUGUUACGCGAGCGGUUGAUCUGUGUGCAGCGCCUGGUAGUUGGUCGCAGGUGUUGAGCAAGAAGCUGAAGCGGCAGGGUGAUGUGGACCCAAAGAUCGUUGCAGUGGACCUGCAGGCCAUGGCACCGUUACCGGGCGUGAUCCAAAUCCAAGGCGACAUUACAAAGCUGACAACGGCGGAGCAGAUCAUCGGGCACUUUGACGGCGAGAGCGCAGAUCUGGUGGUAAGCGACGGUGCGCCUGACGUCACGGGUCUGCAUGACCUGGACGAGUACAUCCAGGCGCAGCUGAUUCUGGCAGCACUGAACAUCACGACGCAUAUUCUGAGAAGAGGCGGGACAUUUGUGGCCAAGAUAUUCCGCGGCAAGGACGUUACGUUGCUGUAUGCGCAGCUCAAGGUGUUCUUUAAGACGGUGCAUGUGGCGAAACCAAGGUCGUCGCGCAAUUCGAGCAUCGAGGCAUUCAUUGUGUGUCUGGAUUACAACCCGCCAGCCGACUACGUGCCAAACAUGGCAAAUCCGCUGAUGGAUGUGCCAUAUAACAUGGAGAACCCGAUUGUCGGCAGCAACAGGGUGGUCGUUCCGUUUGUUGCGUGCGGCGAUCUGCGCGGGUUUGAUUCGGACCGGACGUACGGGCUGGAGUUUGAGGGCACGCCGUCAUACGAGUCAAGGGAACCGACCCAGUCGCCGAUCAACCCGCCGUACAAGAAGGCGCUGGAGCUGAAGCGCUCAAACUUUUACAACAACUCGCUGUAG